Molecule: messenger RNA, 1620 nt
Organism: Pelagomonas calceolata
Lineage: Eukaryota; Pelagophyceae; Pelagomonadales; Pelagomonadaceae
Source: the annotation of a GenBank genome assembly
GCAACACAAGACUUUAGUGCCGUGCGCGCCUUGUUGCUGCCAAAAGGCACUGCAUAUUGCAUACAGCAGAGCCUCGCUGUCCCACGCGUGCAGCCCGGCAGCUCAGCGAGAUGAAUAUGAGAGCCUGUGCUUGGUGCUUGCUCACCUGCCUGGCUGCCGCGGACACGGGGCGCCGGCUGGGCUUCGUGAUGGACGACAGCAACAUUCGCACGGCAGUCGAUGCGUGGCUUUCGUGCCCAACGUGCGCAGAAUAUUCGUACGGCCACAUUUCUACGUGGGACACGUCGGGGGUGACGGACAUGUCGUAUUUGUUUUGCGCCUGGUCAGGGUGUUCGAUCUACAACGCGGCCGCGGCAUCUUUCAACGAGGACAUCGGCGCGUGGGACACCUCUGGCGUCACGACGAUGCGCCAUAUGUUCCUCGACGCCUCGGCCUUCGACCAGGACAUCGGUGGUUGGGCGGUUCACAGCGUCAAGGACAUGCGGAACGUGUUCUACGGGGCCUCGUCGUUCGACCAGGACCUCGGCUGGUGCCUGGACGAGGACGUGGAACUUAGCAACGAUUACCUGAUAAACACGUUCCUCGGCACCCCCUGCGAGUCGACGUCGUGCGGCGUCGGCGUCAUUGGCUAUUCGAGAUGCCCGGACCUCGACGGCGACGGCGUGGUAGACGCGGCACCCGAGGGCGAGUGCUGCAUCUCCGCCUAUGGCCAACCAUUCACCGACGCUUGCGGCACGACCCUGACGGAGGUCGAAACGUCCGGGUGCUGCCCCGACGAUUUCCUCCUGCGGUACUCGCACGAUAUCUACGAAAUGGGAAUGGCGGACUUCACGCGUUGGGACUGUGUCUCCUUCGUCGACAAGGAGGCUUGCGAUCUCAAGGGCCCUCCCUACACCUGGGGCUCGGGCUCGUGCUGGGGGAGUAGAUACGAGCAGGCGGCGGCCACUUGCAAGACGUGUACCGAAGAUAAUGGCUUCGAUGUGCGAGCCUGCCGCGGUCUGUUCUUGCAGGAGGCAAAAGGGAAGUGGAACGAUUGGUACUACAACCCCGGGAUGAAUCCAUACUGUCAUGAACAUUCGUGCUGCGCACAGGACCCGAACGACUGCUGCGAGUCGAACCCGGCCGCCGUCGCCGGCGCCGUUAUCGUCGGUCUUGCGGUCCUGGCCGGCCUCAUUAAAUUAUACUACAAGCGCUGCCGCAAGGCCGCAAUCGCCGAGCCGUCGACACCGCCGCCGAAGGCACAACCGGAAGCCGCGUCCCCCAAGGAAGAAGGGGCCACCGCCGUCGCCCCGGAAGCCGAGGAGAGCCCUCAGGAGACCCUCACUGGGGAGGCGCCGCCGCCGGCGCCACCCGCGAAAAGCUGGUUCUGGCGCGGAGAGCCCGUACCUGAACCCGUGUGGGAGGCCGAGGAGACCCUCGCCGAGCAGCCGCCCGCGCCGCCCGCGCCCGAAGGUGAAGCUGAGUCGGCGCCCUUCGCACCGGAAACCGAGGAGCGACCGCCGCCGCCCGCGAAAGGCUGGUUCUCGCGCGCCGCGCCCGAACCCGAACCGGAAUUCGAACCCGAGCCCGAAGCCUAGCCGCAUAUCAUUCGCAUCCGCCCCCUCCCCGCGCGCGAGCCCC